This is a messenger RNA of Nematolebias whitei (Rio pearlfish), 959 nucleotides long. It is a transcript of the gene id2a, whose product is annotated as inhibitor of DNA binding 2a. The transcript is spliced from 3 exons. The coding region runs from base 73 to 495 and encodes 140 amino acids. The record is from RefSeq and is a predicted model, not a curated record. Gene Ontology annotation, molecular function: protein dimerization activity; transcription regulator activity. Gene Ontology annotation, biological process: negative regulation of transcription by RNA polymerase II; cell differentiation; circadian regulation of gene expression. Gene Ontology annotation, cellular component: nucleus; cytoplasm. Lineage: Eukaryota; Metazoa; Chordata; Actinopteri; Cyprinodontiformes; Rivulidae.
GAUCGCUCAUCGUCUGACAAAUUCAGGACUUUACGACAGAAAGGAAGAUCCGAACCGAACCGAGCCGACACAAUGAAGGCAAUAAGCCCCGUGCGGUCCUUCCGGAAAAGCAACGCCAAUUUCACGGAGCACUCCUCCGCCGCCUUGGGGAUCUCCCGGAGCAAGACCCCCGUGGACGACCCCCUCAGCCUACUGUACAACAUGAACGACUGCUACUCCAAGCUGAAGGAGCUCGUGCCCAGCAUCCCGCAGAACAAGAGCGUCAGCAAGAUGGAAAUCCUGCAGCAUGUCAUCGACUACAUCCUGGACCUGCAGAUCGCGCUGGACUCCAGCGUGGCGCUCACCAGCCUGCAUCACCCCGCGCGGACGGGGCAACAGACUCCAUCCAGGACCCCCCUGACCACCCUCAACACAGACAUCAGCAUCUUGUCAUUACAGUCCCCGGAGUUGCCGUCAGAGCUGCUGACAGAUGACAGCCGGACUCUGCAUCGUUAAAGCGGUGUUUGGUCAAGACGCAAAAACACCCACGCGCACACACACACGGGCCCUGAGGAGCAGGACUUUACCCACCCCUCCAGCCUCUGCCCUCCAGGCCUGGAUUUUUUUUUCUCUCUCCUGACGCAGAAAUCAAACUUUUUUUUAUUAUUAUUAUUAUGGGACAAUCUUUUAUGUGAUGUGUUUCUGUUUUGGACACCUCGUUAAUAUUUAUUUGUAGGUCCUUUUCUGGAAAAUGGAAGGCGCGUUUAUGUUCCCAGCAUUGGGAGGAAAACCGAGGAUUACCCCCCGCCCCCCGCCCCCCCACCACCAUGUCCAUGUUGAACUCUUCGCUUUUUCUGCGAAGCUGUAUAGAAACAGACCUGAUUUUUAGUUCCUGUACAAAGAAAAGGGUUAGUCUCGUCUUGUCAGAAUUGUUGGCACUUGUAGGACUGGACGAUGUUUGAGGGGGAAAAAGAAUAGAA